GAGCUCAUAGUGGUGGGAAUAAAACAGGCGCGAAACUGUUACACUGCGUUAUAAUCUGUGUGUGUACACAAAUAAAUAAUCAAAGUUAAAAACCUUACUCUCAUUUCAAUGAAAAUCUACAAUAUUGCCGUUGACUAAAAUUUAUUAACUAAGAGUCUGACAUCUAAGGUAUCCUUUUGUACUCUAAAAAAUGGACUUUACACCAUCUUGUAAAAGGAGACGUACUGUCAAGCAUGAAAAAAACAUUCUUCUAGAAUUGUACCCUCAUGAUUUACAAAUGUACAAGGUACCACCAAAAGGUGAAAUAAAACUGGUUGAGUUUCAAGAUUUAACAUUGGAAAGACAAAAAGUCCUACAGUUAUUAGAAAUAGCAUUGGCUCAGCAACACAAGUCCUUGGAUGAACUGAAGCAAGCAUUUAGAAAUUCUUUAAAAAAAGAAGGAUUUCACCAUUAUGCUAGACUUAUCACAGCUGAAGGGUGUAGUUCUCAUAACGAUAUAGAUUUAGAGGCCAGAAGAAAAGAUCACAUAUCACAUUUUGUGAUGAGAUUAGCAUAUUGUUUGAAAGCUGAACUACAACAAAAAAUGCUUAGUCUGGAAACAGAAUUGUUCAAAUUGAGGUUUUCAUCUUUGGAUAAAGAAGGUCUUACACAGUUUUUGGCUACAAGUGGAUUACACUAUACUCCAGUAUCUAAAGAAUUCAAAGAUGAAAACAGAGAUAAGUUGAUCACUUCGACAACUAAAGAUGGAGAUUUUGAUAGCAUUAAUUUUUAUGAAAUGUCAUUCCACGAAGUGAAUGAAUUGAUUUGUGAUAGAAGGGUUUUUGUUAAAAAAGGAAUAGCAUAUGUUCCUCAAAAAGAUCUCAUUAGUGUAUUUGUUCAACAUUUCAAGAAUAAUCUGGCGACUGAACUCAAUAUAGCCAAAAAAUCUCUUAUGGUAAAUUUAGAAGAUGAUGAUCGAUUGCAAACAUUUUUGAAAGCAUUACCUGAAUGUUAUGCUGGCAUGUCUAAAGUUGUAUGGCAAUCAGAAAAUACACCAAUUUCGAAAUUGGAUGAUUUAUCAAAAACAUCAUAUCCUCUCUGUAUGAGAGUAAUGCAUGAACAUUUGAAAAGCACUCAUCAUUUGAGAAAUACUGGGCGAUUGCAGUAUCAAUUAUUUCUCAAAGGCAUUGGGGUAUCUCUUGAAGAUAAUAUUGAGUUUUGGAGAACUGAAUUAUGUAAAAAUCCACAAUUAACCGAUGAUAAAUUCAGUAAAGAGUACCUGUAUCAGAUAAGAUAUAAUUAUGGUAAACUGGGUAGAAGAGUAGACUACAGACCUCAUGGAUGCAAUAAAUUGAUACUUGAUCCAGUUGGAGCAGGUGAAGUUCAUGGCUGUCCUUAUAAACACUGGGACGUAGAUUCCUUGACAAAAAAAUUAGCAGAUUGCAAAAUUGCACCAUCAGACAUUGGAGAAAUUACAAGGCUCUCAAAGGAAGGCCAUUACAUACUUGCAUGCACAAAAUUCUUUGAGUCAUCGCAUAAACAAAUGCCAGGAAAUAUGUUCAUGCAUCCAAAUGCUUACUAUGCAGAAAGUCGUAAAAUAUUGAAUAAAGAUGAAUUUAAAGGUGAUGAAACUGAAGCUUCAAUGUUAACAGAGGACAUGCUUGUGCCUAUUUCCCCAGAAAAAUUACCACCUCAACCCAUGAAAAAAAAUCAAAAUAUUCCAGAAACAAAUAAAUCGGUGACACCAAGAACUGCAGAAAAAAAGUUUAGAUCUAUUGAUAGAAAGAAUAAAAUGGACCCUUUAAAUAUCGAGGCUUUGCUCAAUGACGAUAGUGAUUGAUUGUUAAAAAAUAUAAGAAUUAUCCGUAGAUCGGAUGAUAGAAUAGAUGGGUAAAUUUUGUAAAAAAAAAAACUAGCGUUCAAAAGAGCUUUAUUUUUACUGUGCAUCAUUAAAUGUAAAAUUUACAAUUUAUUUUAUUAUAAGAUAUAGCUAAACAUAACUGCUGAUUUCCGAUAAGCGUUGAUACUUGGGAAUAAAGUUUUCACUGACGUCUUGAA
Trichogramma pretiosum is the source of this 2037-nucleotide messenger RNA. Its product is annotated as DNA primase large subunit-like. Gene Ontology annotation, cellular component: alpha DNA polymerase:primase complex. Bases 191 to 1819 code for a protein of 542 amino acids. The record is from RefSeq and is a predicted model, not a curated record. NCBI's taxonomy places the organism in Eukaryota, Metazoa, Arthropoda, Insecta, Hymenoptera, Trichogrammatidae. Gene Ontology annotation, biological process: DNA replication, synthesis of primer. The transcript has 8 exons.